Messenger RNA from Daldinia caldariorum, 1682 nucleotides. RefSeq lists its product as uncharacterized. The record is from RefSeq and is a predicted model, not a curated record. NCBI's taxonomy places the organism in Eukaryota, Fungi, Ascomycota, Sordariomycetes, Xylariales, Hypoxylaceae. The coding region runs from base 251 to 1615 and encodes 454 amino acids. The transcript is spliced from 2 exons.
UUUCUUCACCUAGUAAGACACAAGCUGUACCUCAGAAAGGAUAAAUAAAUUUCUCGCAAUCAACAUUUUGUCGUUUCAUUCUCUACGUGGUCGGCAAUGGCCUCUUCCAAGGUAACCAACAAAGUUCCACUAACACAUACCUCACCUUACAUUAUAUUACCUCUACUUAGCAUGCCCGCAUAGCCCGCAUAGCCUGCCCCCCCAACACUAGGAUAGUCGUGCUGAUCACUUGUGUCUAUCACUCCAGGAAAUGCAAACACCAACGAGGCCAUUGACUCAACACCGUCAAUCAAUCUCUUCCGCCUCGGCGUCGUCCUUGGGCGCUUCGAGACCAUUGUCCCAUUCACGCAAUAAUUCCCACACAUAUUCCGCUUUGUCCGGCGCCUUCAAUGCCACUCACCGCGUAACACGCCGGAAGAGCAUGAGUGGCACCGCUGCCAACGUCGCAGCCGUCGCGGCGGCUCUCGAAGAAGCGGGAGAUAAAAUCGGACCGUUACCCAUCGCUGUCAAUUCCCGUCGCGGUACUAUGUCCAAAUCUACCCCCACCCGAUCUGCCAUCGUAGGCAGCUUACCUUCCCCGCCCGCUAGCUUGCCAACCCAUAGGUUCGAGAUGAAUAUGAAAUCCGAAGGCACAGAAAAUGCUAUCGAUGACUCCUCGAACGACAUGUCCGCCGAUGAAGGGGAGCCGGGUUCACAACAAGCUCGUGUACGGCGAGCGAGCGACGGUCAGCCGCUGACAAAAGAGGGUAGGAAGAGCAACCGAAUUGAACUCCGCUGCGACAAGUGCGGAAAAGGAUACAAGCAUAGCAGCUGCUUGACCAAGCAUUUGUGGGAACAUACUCCCGAGUGGUCUCUCACGUCCAAGCUGCUUAUAUCUAAGCACCAACAAGUUCAAUUGCUCGAAGCGGCCUCGGUUCUCGUCGCCAUGAAUACAGAGACGACAACUCCGCCAGACUCGGCCAAAGACUUUGCCAGCGAUCCCGAAUCAGCUUCUUCCACCGCCUCUGGGUACUCGGACCUCCAUGAUGGUCGUAGUUCAGCCGAUACCACUCCGCCUCCACAUCUAGGCACAUUCGGGACGAUGAACAGCUUUGGUUACCAUGCAACUCCCAAGAGGGACAGCAACGGAAGUGGCUUUGCACGAUCGUACCAAUCGGCCGUUUCGGGGUCAUUCUUCUCAGGCAGUAUGCCAAACGGGUAUGGAUUCGGCCACGCUCGCCAUGCCAGCUCGGACCGACGUCCACCUUCUUCAGGAAUGAAUAGCACGGGCCAAGAUGAUCGCGACCUCGCAGCAGCAGUCGAAUUACUCAGCUGCAGCUUCAACAGCAAUGGGGGGGCGCGGGAUUCAAGGCUUCCUGAAGAUGCUCCUCCCGUACCUCCAUUACCCGUUCAAUAUCUCGAUCACGCUGCUUUCGCUAGCACGAGUUUUAUCAACAGCUUUCCAUCAGGGCAGAUGCCUGAAAGCUUUACCCGGGGUGAGCUCCGCCUCACCGAAGACGUGAAGAUGGAAGACAGCGAAAGCAGUAUAGUGGAUGAAGACGAAGGGGAACGACGUUCGAGGGCGCGAAGUAGCGAGGAAGACGACGAUAUGAUGUUUGGCCGUAUGGAGGAUUAAACUUGAGGUUGAUCGCUCGUUCGCUCACUGGAGACACGGCACGAAACGAUGAAUGGCUCUGGUUAUU